Molecule: messenger RNA, 1191 nt
Organism: Sphaerulina musiva SO2202
Lineage: Eukaryota; Fungi; Ascomycota; Dothideomycetes; Mycosphaerellales; Mycosphaerellaceae
Exons: 3
Coding region: 355-903 (182 amino acids)
Source: RefSeq, a predicted model, not a curated record
UCGAAGCAAUGAUCGAGCAUGACUUCAGCCACCCUAAUGCACAUCUUGUCUGCUCCUGGCUCUUGGCUCUUUCUUGUGCUCCCGAAAGGGUGGAGUAAUCGCUUUGCUGUCACCAGAAGGAUUCGAUACAGCAUUCGACCAAUGCGGUGCAGCGUGCGCAGUAGUUCCUCCCGAAGUGCAGCCAGCAGAGUAAUCUAUGUAAAGCGGCGCGUGUAACUAGUCGUGUCUUUGCACGUCCUCUCCAGUCUAGCAACACCUCUCGAAUGCCAAGUGAGCCAGACACGACAUUGACCGUUUGACCGAUCAAUACAACACUCGUACUGCUCACUCGCAGCGACAUUUCCAGUCGAUAAAAUGGCAGACAUUCCGGCCGAGAAACAGAAUGCGCCUGCUCCUCCGUACCAGUCGCAGGAGCAGCAGCACACCCCGCCUUCCAUGGGUCAUCAAACGACAGAUACCAUCAACAGAGGCAGUGCGGUGUCUCCCGGUCCUCAAAUGGCCAUGACACCCAACGCGGCACCCUCUCAACAGCCUGAGAUGACACAGCUGAAUUUGCUCCGAGAACAACCCGAGCACAUAUAUUGUCCUCGGGUAGGCAGAGUCUGCCUCACCAAGUCCGAGAGCAAGGACUCCGAGAAGACGUGGUUUGCAGUCAUCGGUAUUUGUCUUAUCUGUCCCUGUGUUGCGUGUAUUCCACUGAAGGGCUGCUGUGGUGACGGGAUGCUGCAGGACUGGGACCAUUAUUGCACUGGCUGCGGAAAGCAGCUCACGCAUCGUCCAUACAACAGAGAAGCUCAGAUUUUAGCACCCGAUCAUGCUGCGGUCAACUCAGGAAGUUUCCCUCAGAUGCAAUAUCAGUCACCCGUAUCAUCUCAGCCGCAGUAUGCACAACAGCAGCAUUAGGAACAGCAAGCACAUCCAGACAAUUGUGGCCGACACGAUGAGAAGUCUGGAGUGUGGGUUCCAGUGGUUUGAGGUGAAAGUUGAGGCGAUACAGCUCGAAUGAUGGCGAAUGCGACUGAUGGCGAUUGAUGUGGAAGGGCGUUCAAUGCAAUCAUUAUCAAUCGAUACUCAUCAAUAAAGACCUGUUGUGGAACACAGUACCACACCAAUCCAGCAACAAGCUACUCGGGCUCAACCUAAAGCUAGCCUAGCCACGCGAAUUAGAACGAACGAACAAUAUUACACUUU